CAGCCUGCGAGAGGAACAGCGAGCAGGGAAGAGAGAGGAAACGGAGAUGGCGAGCAUCAACAUGGGGCCGAGACCGCUGCUGCUGCUGGGGCUCGCGUGGCUCCUCAUGGCCGUCCUAACGCCUAAUGUCCGAGGUCUACACAACAACGAUGACCAGAACCAGGACUCCGAGUGCAAGAUGAAGAGCGUCACCGUGUCUGCGCUGCCUUUUUUGAGGGAAAACGACCUGAGCAUCAUGCACAGUCCGUCGGCCUCCGAGCCCAAGCUCCUGUUCUCCGUUCGGAACGAUUUUCCCGGGGAUGUCGUGGUGGUGGACGACCUGGAAAACACCGAGCUCCCGUUUUUCGUCUUAGAGAUCUCUGGGAAUUCAGAGGACAUCCCUAUGGUGCGAUGGAAGCAGCAAUGGCUGGAGAACGGCACUCUGCUCUUCCACAUCCACCACCAGGACGGCAGCAUGAACCCCCCCGAGCCCACCCAAGACCCGGCCAGCGAUUCUGCAAAGGAGGAGCUCCGCAUCCUGCACAUCUCUGUCAUGGGCGGGAUGAUCGCCCUUCUGCUGUCCAUCCUGUGCCUCGUCCUGAUCCUCUACACCCGCCGGCGCUGGUGCAAGCGCCGCCGCAUCCCCCAGCCCCAGAAGAGUGCCAGUGCUGAGGCGGCUAAUGAGAUCCACUACAUCCCCUCGGUGCUGAUGGGGGGCCAGGCCCGCGAGAGCCUGAGGAACUCCCGGGGUCAGGGGCCCAACUCCAGCGGUACCCUCAGCAUCCGGGAGACUCCGAUUUUGGAUGGGUACAAGUACGAGUAUGACAUUACCGACCUGCGUCACCAUCUGCAGCGGGAGUGUAUGAAUGGCGGCGAGGAGUUUGCCAGCCAAGUCACCCGUACCCUGGACUCCCUCCAAGGCUGUAAUGACAAGAAUAAUAUGGACCUCACACCUGUGAGCGACAACACCAAGCUGGCCCUAAUGAACAAAUACAAGGACAACAUCAUCGCCACGAGUCCCAUCGACAGCAAUCACCAGCAGAACACGCUGCUCCCACACAACACCUCCACCAGCCAACGCAAGCGGCUCUCCAGCAAUACCCGAGGGGGUUCAACUUUCUUGAACCCCGACGGGGACUCUGGAACGGAGGCAGACAGCGAGCCUCAGCUGGCCUUUUACACCGACCCAAACCGCAGUCGACGCCGGAGUCGAGGUAUGAGAAACGGUAACGCCAACAGCGCGUGGGGCUCAGGGGCAGGUUCCCCGCGGAGUCCCAUCAAUAAGACCACCCUGACUUUGAUCAGUGUCAUCAGCUGCGUGAUCGGCCUGGUGUACUCCUCUCACAUGUCCUGCAGCAUCGCAGUACGGGUGGUUCUACACGUUCCAGAGCACCUCAUCGCUGACGGAUCGAGGUUUAUUUUGCUGCAGGGGAGCCAGAUGGACGCAUCAGACUGGUUGAACCCGGCCCAGAUCUUGUUGUAUUACCAACAGAACGCCAGUGGUCCCUGGGUCAACGAGCUGUGUGGACGCCGCCUCCUGGACCCCUGUGAGCACCAAUGUGACCCUGAAACAGGAGCAUGCCUCUGCCUUGACGGCUACAUGAAGGACCCGGUCCAUAAGCACCUCUGCAUCCGCAGUGAGUGGGGGCCCAAUCAGGGUCCCUGGCCUUACACCAUCUUCCAGCGCGGGUUUGAUCUUGUGAUGGGAGAACAGCCCUCUGAUCGCAUUUUCAGAUUCACAUAUACCUUAGGAGAAGGGAUGUGGCUGCCGUUGAGUAAAAGCUUUGUCAUCCCCCCCGCCGAGCUAGCCAUCAACCCUUCAGCAAAGUGCAAGACGGACAUGACAGUCAUGGAGGACGCGGUGGACGUUAGAGAGGAACUGAUGAUCAGUUCAUCCUUCGACUCCUUGGAAGUCCUCCUGGACUCCUUCGGGCCGGUCAGAGACUGCACCAAAGACAACGGAGGCUGCAGCCGCAACUUCCGCUGCAUCUCCGACCGGAAACUGGACUCCACAGGAUGUGUGUGUCCUCCAGGGCUGAGUCCUAUGAAGGAUGGGACCGGGUGCUACGACCACCACAUCGGCAUCGACUGCUCCGAUGGGUUUAACGGUGGGUGUGAGCAGCUGUGUCUCCAGCAGCUGGCUCCUCUGGAGGAUGACCCGACACUCUACAACAUCCAGAUGUUCUGUGGGUGCAUCGAGGACUACAAGCGUGGUCCAGAUGGGAGGUCAUGUCUGCCGCUGUCGGAGGCCUGCACCGAGGGAAUAGACUGCGCCGAGGCAGUGGACAUCCCCGCUAACCAGACUGUGUUCGGAGACCUUUUCUACGGAUACAACAACCACUCCAAAGAGAGCACGUCUGGACAGAUCCUCAAGGCCACGUUCAGGCAGAAGAACUUUGCCCGAGGCAUCGAGCAGCAGCUCCCAGAUGGCAUGGUGGUGGCAUCGGUGCCAACAGAGGUCCAGUGCCAUGAGGAGCUGUCGGACCCUAUUCCCGACCCAGAAUACCUCACAGGUAUGGUGAACUUCAGCGAGGUGUCUGGCUACCCCCUGGUUCAGCACUGGAGUCUUCGCUCUGUGCUGUACCACGUCAAACUCAAUCAGUGGGUCCUCUCUCAAGCUUUCAGCUCAGCCAUCCAUUCUCUGGACGGGGCAACGCAGCGGAGCGACUUUGUCUCCAUCCUCAGGGAGUUUGGGAACCAUUAUGUUCAGGAGGCGGUGUACGGCUUCCAGGAGUCCUGCACCAUCUGGUACCCCAACAAACAGGUCCAGAGACAGCUGUGGCUCGAGUACCAGGACAUCAGUAAAGGUAACUCUCCUUCCGAGGAGUCAGAAGAGCGCGAGAAGGAGCCGAGGACGCUGACCUACCCCGCCUACAUCGCCAGCCUGCUGGACACAGGAGCAAAGCGCAUGGCCGCCGGCGUCCGCAUGGACUGCAACAGCCAGGGCCAGUGCCCGCGCUCCUGCCACCUCUGCCACAUGAGCCCCAGGACGUCCCAGGGGAGGCAGCAGUCUGAGCCCGUCCUGCUGCAGAUCACCAAGGCUGCACCCAUCUAUGAACUGGUGUCCAACAAUGAGACCUACCAGUCUCUCCAGGAGGCGAUGAUGAGCAUGCUGUGGUGUUCGGCAAAAGGUGAUGUCAUCGAUGACUGGUGUCGCUGUGAUUCCAGCGCAUUUGGCACAGACGGACUCCCCACCUGCGCCCCACUGCCACAUCCUUUGCUGAAGCUGUCCUACACCUACGAGCCCAGCAGCUCAUUGGUCAUCAUGGAAUGGAACCACACUGAGCCACCAAUCGGCGUGCGCAUCGUUGAUUACCUCAUUAGCCAGGAGAAGGUGACGGAGAGGAUGGAUCACUCCAAAGUCGAGACAGAAACCCUUUUGAGCUUCGUCGAUGACAUCUUGUCUGGGGCCAGGUCUCCCUGUGUGAUGUUAGGGGACAUCCCCGACCUCCUGUCCUCCUCCAUCAGCAUGAUCAUCCGCUGCCUAGAGCCGGACACCACCUACAUGUUCCGGCUGUGGGCAGUAGACAACACAGGCCGCCGCUCCAGCCCCAGUGAGGUCACCAUCAAAACUCCGUGUCCAACUGUGGAUGACGUCAAAGCACAAGAAAUCUCAGAUAAGAUCUACAACCUGUUCAAUGGUUACACCAGUGGGAAGGAGCAGCAGACGGCCUACAACACUCUAAUGGACCUGGGGGCCCCCACACUCCACCGCGUGCUCUACCACUACAACCAGCGCUACGAGAGCUUUGGGGAAUUCACCUGGAGGUGUGAGGAUGAGCUGGGACCCAGGAAGGCCGGCCUCAUCCUCUCCCAGUUAGGGGAGCUCAACCCGUGGUGUAAGGGUCUUCUUCAGGAGCCGAAGAUCGGCCUCCGCAGGAUGUCCCUCAAGUUCCUGUCCUGCCGCUACACUGACACCAAGGCCUUCGGGCUGAACUGGUCUCACAUGGGCCAAGACGUCCACAAGGCCUGCGACGAGCAGACACUUACCGUCAUGUACAACGACUACGGCGAGCCCAAGGAGCUGUGAAACUAUUAAAGGUUUCUAUUGCAAUGUGUACAGGAAUAUGGGAAAUGUGUCAAACCCAACAAAGAAACAAAUAGAAUGCAGAUUUUACAUUUGUUUCCCUUAGCUUAAUGUAUUUAUAGUGUCAUAAGCAAAUUCUUAAAGGUCCCCUAUUAUACUGUUUUUCAUCGAUAUAUUAUAGGUCUCAGAUAUAUACAAAACAUGUCUCUCAAGUGUUUUGCUCGAAAUACCAAACAGAUCAUGCAUUGUAGCAUCCC
Trematomus bernacchii (emerald rockcod) is the source of this 4263-nucleotide messenger RNA. RefSeq names its product astrotactin 1 (gene astn1). Gene Ontology annotation, molecular function: protein binding. The transcript has 24 exons. The coding region runs from base 47 to 4009 and encodes 1320 amino acids. The record is from RefSeq and is a predicted model, not a curated record. Gene Ontology annotation, biological process: neuron migration; neuron cell-cell adhesion. NCBI's taxonomy places the organism in Eukaryota, Metazoa, Chordata, Actinopteri, Perciformes, Nototheniidae.